GGCUCAGCUGUGUGAUCAAAAAUUAGAUAGAGGACUACACAAUAUAUUUUUAGAUUUUUGUUAAAAUGUGCUUUUAUUUUUGAAACCAUGUGAUAAAUAAUACUAAUUACAAUGGAAGACAAAACUCAAUUUAGUCUUGGCUACUCCACAAGAACUGCUUUAAUAAAAUUAAGAGAUGACAUUCGUCAUGUUAUUCAGGAACAUAAACAGAAAAACAAAUUAGGAUUUGGUGUUGUGAAAAAUAUCAUAUCAUUUUCAUCAGAAAAAGUCUUGCUGUCCGGUGUAGCGUAUACUAUAACAUUAAUUAAUAUUAUAUGCCUAAUAUUGACGUACAUAAUUGGAGAAAAUGCAUUUGCUCAAGGCUAUUUGCUGUGGGAAGCAUUAUUUUUGUUUAUUAUACUUGUUAUAAACUUUUUAGUAGCUCUCAAUGAAGAAUACUUACAUAGAAAUGAAAUACCUCAUAGAGUUAAUAAGGUUUUGGAAACAUUGGAUGAAGCAAUAGACAAGGCCUUGUGGAAAGAGAGUUACUAUCCACACUUAUGUGCUCCUUUUUCACCUUGUGUUAUAUUGCAAUGGACUUACAGGGAUGGUGCUAUAGUGAACUUGCCGUGGGCACUUCUAGUAAAGGGUGAUGUGAUCAUGCUGCGGCCUGGCCAGGAAGUUCCUGGGCACUGCCAGGGUCUUCAGCCUGAGGAUCCAGAAUUGUUUUUCGGCCAGGUUUUCCUGCCAGGAUCUCAGGAGGAUGAGAAGUUGAGUGUACCUCGGAUAAGGGAACCCCAUCAGAACAAAGCAUACAGGAUGUGUGAGACUCCGUACUUAAAGAACUUGAAACUUGCACUCGAACAAGCUACAACCCGUCCUGUGACGGUGUUCGAAAAGCAAAGGUAUUUGUGUACAGUGAAGAUAAUGGAAGGCAUCGUACUCCCGCUGGUGAUACUCCUCAUGGUGGUGGCGAGUUUCGUCCGGCACAUGUACAGCCUGCCCGGCGGCACGCACUGGACCGAGGUGUACCUGCUACAGACCAUCGCCGCGUCGCUGCCCCUGCUCCAGAUCAUAUUCCCCAUAGCAUGGGUCACGCUGAACUGUUAUGGGCUAGCCAGGUUCAAACUGCUUUCGGAGACUCGUCAGAAGUACACGCGGCCUAAAUCUUGCUCAAUAUCGGAAGACGCAAGCGACCCCCUUAUUAAAGCGCUGAGCGAGUCGAGCCUCGGCCCACAGACUAUAGGCUCCCUCGUUAGAACAUUCUGGAACAUUCUACGCGGAAAAGAGGAUAUGGUGACCAGGACGGCUAAUAUCGUGCAUGUGUUGGGGUCGCUCUCGGCGCUGUGUUGUGUGGACAAAAAGGGUAUACUGUCCUGGCCUAACCCGACAGCGGAGAAGGUGUUCUUCCUCCGCAACUCGAGUCCCUCCUCCAACAACACCAGCAAGACUAGCCUCGACUCCAUGGGUCAUCAGAGUCAGAACACGCUCAACCAGAUGAGCGAACAUAAGAACGAGCCGUCGACUAUUGUUGAGGUGCUGGACCUGACGCACGACCAGAAUGCGCCGUUCCGCGUGGAGUUCGACGAGCAGCGCUGGCGGCAGCACCUGGCGCGGCUCAAGCCGCUGGGGCUGGCGGCGCUGCUCAACACGUGCGCGCCCGCCCCCACGCACACGUAUGCGCACUUCUGCGCGCACCUCACGUGCGAGGCGCACCACAGUGAGGACCUGGUGCCUGUGACAAACCGCCGCUGCCUGUGCGAGCUGGCCAAGCAGAUCGGUUUCACCGACGCCGUCGCUAAAUCCUACACCGUGCAGGACUGCCUUGCCGUCUUCAGACAUCUACAGCCGGAGACGAUCCGGCGGGAGACGCGGUUCGCGCGCUCACUGCACCUGAGCACGCGCGUGAAGGUGCCGCUGCCGCACAUGCUGGCCGUGCUCGUCCGCGACCGCGCACACCAGCUGCAGAUGUUGUCGCAGGGUACAGCGGACAUAAUAUUAGAUUCGUGCGUUGACUACUGGAACGGCAAAGACCUAACUCCCAUAUCGCCAUCCGACCGCAAGAAAAUCAUUGAUUUCUACCAGAGAAACUCGCUCACUGCGUAUUGCACUGCAUUCGCGUACAAACCACUUACGCGUGGUAUCUGCAGUUCGCUGGCUCGCUCGUACUUGCAGCUGCCAGCGGAGCGGCGCGCACGCUCGCACACGCCCGCACCGCAUCAGUGGCAGGACGCACCAGCAUUGCAUUUCCAUUCUACCGAUUCGCUACUGUUCAAUGAGUUGACAGACGACGAUGUUAAAGAUGCGGACGGGUACUACGAUUUGCAGUGUAACCAGGUGUUCAUAGGCAUGGUGACGAUGCAGUACCAAGCUCAGAGCGAUAUGGUAGAACUAAUUGAGCGUCUGGAACGCGCCUGCAUUCGCUUCGUACACUUCAGCAAAGAGAACGAACUUCGCUCGCGUGUUUUCAGCGAGAAGAUGGGCCUCGAGUCCGGAUGGAACUGUCAUAUAUCGCUCAUGAGUGAGGAGCAGCCCAGCAAGCCUGGCUCGCCGCUGUCUCAGAGCGUACGCGGCGCGCGGCUCGCUCGCCCCGAGUCGGGCGACGCCAUUGCGUAUAGAGGGAACAUGACAGCGUCUAAGGCACUGUCUAUGUCUGCGCCUGGUGCUAUCAACUUGGAACAUACAACGGUGAAGUUUGACAACGAAGUAAAGAAGACGAGGCACUCCAUCACAGCUACUGUUAAGCGUGGCAGCAUAGCUCAGAGCCAGGCGUCGACGGACUCGCUCCUGGACGAGCCGGAGGAGGCGACGGGGGCGGAGUCCCCGUUGGACGCGUGCCGCUCCCUGUCCUGUCUCACUGACAGUACCGAUCACUCCGCACCGCUGAACUUCGAUAUGAGCAAUAGGGCGAAACUGCCCCGCGGCAUUGAGAACAUUCGACCGCACAUCGCGCAGGUGGACAACGUGCCGCUGCUCGUGUCGCUGUUCACCGACUGCACGCCGCGCUCCGUGCAGCAGAUGAUCGAGAUCAUGCAGGACUAUGGGGAGGUGGUAUGCGUGAUGGGGUCGGCCGCCAACUGUCAGAACAUGGAGAUAUUCAUGCAGGCAGACGCGAGUAUAGCGGUAGAGCCCCUCUACCCGGUGUUAUGUCAGAAGAUGCCGCCGUACCAGAUCCCGCCCGACUGCGUGGGGCCGAUAGAUCUGGCGCGUUCCCUCAACUCAGUACCUUGUUCGCUGUCGAUGUCGCGCGACGCGGACGUGUCGCUGUUCGCGCUGAUCACGAUGUCGCGCCACUACAUGAUGAGCCUGUGGAACUGUACGCAGUACUGGAUGUGCAGCUGCUGCUACAUCUCGCUCAUACAGGUGGCGUGCGCGUGCGUGGCUCUGCCGCACUUGAGCGGCCCGGGCGGCGCGCUGUGUGCGGCGGGUGCGGGCGCGCUGCUCGCCGCGUCGCUGCCCUUCGCCCCCGCGCACCCCGCGCUCAUGCUGCGCGCCGCGCCCCGCCCUGCGAGGGAUCUGCAGCCUAAAAUGGCGUUCUUCAUUUUCUGGUGCUACGCCUGCAAAUUCCUACCGUCGGCUAUAUUCAUAGUGGUGCUCUACGGGUUUACACUGCAAAGUUUCUGCGAGCAGAUCUCAAUAGCAAACUCGACGUCGUGCUGGCUGGUGUACCCCGUGAAUGUCGGCAACUUCACUUCGGAGCAAGAUUUAUCGACGCGAAGUUGGUACGGAUGGGGGGAUAUUUACUACGAUGGCUACUACUUGGCGCAACAUAUCGCGCUGGCAUUGACUAUAUUGCAUUUAAUUGUUAUUUCCAUUUCUUUUGUGCACCGACAAUCCUCUGUCUGGCAGAGGGGCUUCUGGACGAACCGGGUGUGGUGCGUUGUCGUAGCCGUGCUUAUAUGCGGGCAGUGCGUGCUAAGUGGUGUGACGCUGAGCGCUCGCAGCGCGUUUGCGGUGCGGUGGCCGCUCGCGGUGGCGUACGCGCUCUCCCUGGUGCUCGUGUUCGCCAUUAACGAGCUCAUCAAGUGGCACGAGAUUAAGGUGGACGCCCGCAAUCAAAGACGCGCAAGAUUGGACUUCGGUACUAAGUUGGGUAUGAACUCACCUUUUUGAAAACAUUUUGUAUUUACUGAUACUAGUCAAUGAGUGAAUUUAAUGCCAAAAUAACUGAAACGUGAGUGACGAAGCAAUUAUAGUUGUAAGAAUAAAUUGUACUUGACAUAUUGUACUCCUAUUUUGUACUUAAAUUAUAUUUUCAUUUUGUUAAAA
This is a messenger RNA of Aricia agestis (brown argus), 4248 nucleotides long. RefSeq names its product transmembrane protein 94. The record is from RefSeq and is a predicted model, not a curated record. The coding region runs from base 112 to 4092 and encodes 1326 amino acids. The transcript has 27 exons. Lineage: Eukaryota; Metazoa; Arthropoda; Insecta; Lepidoptera; Lycaenidae.